GUGUGUGUGUGUGUGUGUCGCGGCUCAGCGCUCAGGCUCAGCCAUGAUAUCUGCACUGUGUUGAAAACAUGGAGUCCAGUUUUCGUCAUUUCACAGUGUUUUGCACCGUUCUUCUUGUUCUCACGUGCCGUUUCGCGCGAGGAGAGGACACGUCUGGUGGUGACUGCCCCGCAGAUGGACGAACAUGGUUGCCGUUCGGCCUCAACUGCUAUCAUUUCAUCCAUGGAGAUGAGGACGUAGCCAAGAGCUACACUUUUGGAGAUGCAAAAGUCAAGUGUGGAAGAUAUGAUCUCUUGACGGUAAAAAGUGCUGAGGAGAAUGACUUCAUCGUUAACUACAGCCCUUUUGUGUGGAAAGGCAAAAUGAACGUUUGGCUGGGAAUGUACUACGACAGCGACGAAGAUGUCUUCAAGUGGCAUGACGAUAACAGCGUGUUGCGCUAUAAUAACUGGGAGAACGGCGGCUCGGAUGACACGGAUCUGCCUCUCAUGGACACGUGUGUCGCCCUUCACUCCAACACUGGGAAAUGGGAAAACAUCAGCUGCACGGAAGAGCCUGAGAAUGGGGUAGUGUGUCAGACCAAGGCAGUCUGGAUAAGCCCAUCCAAGAACAGUCCUCUUCUCUCGGCUCUGGUCAUCAUCAGUGUGGUCCUCAUACUGGUUGUCUCUGCUGUGAUUUGGUUCCUUCACCAAAGAAACAACCCGGAUUCAUCCAUCCUCAACCUGAUCGAGUACCACCCGCCCUUCAGAUCCCCGUCCAACGAUCAGACCUGCUUGGUAGAAGCUGAAGAAAUCGAGGAGAUGCCUUAGAGCUCAGUGGCUGUGAUGAUGAAGAUGAUGAUGAUGAUGUUCCCAGGUUAGAAUAAGCUGCAGCCGUUCUUGGAGAUCGUUUGAACUCGUCUCUUCACCGGUUUCUCAACUACGACAGAGCGAAACACAGGCAAACUCAAAUGAUCUCUCUUUCUCAUGGGUGGAUUGGAGGACUGGAUGGGGAAAUAUUGUAUGUAAGAGUUGCUGGGGUUUCAUUACACAGCAUCUCAUCUGGUUAUUGACUCUUUUUGCUUUACUAAUAUUUCCUCUGAACUACAUUAUGUCAAUUUGGUGAGAUUAGUUUCUUUAUCAAGCUCUGAAAAGAGCAAAAAAUGCCAUGUAUUCUUGUGCACUGUAAUCCAGGUCAGUUUAUAGAUUAGUGUGAGAAAGUAUAAGUGGUAAUUCAGUGAAAAAUCAAACAGAGAUCAUGUGUUAAUGUUUUUGCUUGUUUCUGUUGUGAGAUCCACUAAAUGGGAAGUUUUGUCCGAUUUAUUUUUGUCCAGUGUUCAUUCUCCGUUGGAAAGGUUACAAAUACAUGUUUGUCACGUUUUUAGAUAUGGAUACUUCCUGAUUGCCAAUCACAAUAUUUUAUAAAUGUUGUUGUUUUUAUUUUGGAUUUGCCACUAACAGUUGUCUAUUAUGUUACGAAUGAUUAUGAAUGUAUCCAUACAUGAACAAGCCAUUUCUCAAAGAGAAACUAAUCAACUGUUGGUCUUUAAAAGCGAAUAAAGAUUCAUCAAACGCUUCA
Molecule: messenger RNA, 1557 nt
Organism: Pimephales promelas (fathead minnow)
Lineage: Eukaryota; Metazoa; Chordata; Actinopteri; Cypriniformes; Leuciscidae
Gene: cd302
Product: CD302 molecule
Source: RefSeq, a predicted model, not a curated record